Molecule: messenger RNA, 2915 nt
Organism: Chironomus riparius
Lineage: Eukaryota; Metazoa; Arthropoda; Insecta; Diptera; Chironomidae
Source: the annotation of a GenBank genome assembly
GAAAAGUAAAAUAAACCAGUAAUAUUUUAACAGCGAGAUAGCAAGCCAUAGUAAAGUUUAUGGCAUAUGGGUCCGCAGUAGAAGCAGGAAAAGUAUACUUCAUGCCAGAAAAAUGUAAAUACCUUAAAAAUCUGAAGAAAGUGGUUAUCGAUUAAUUAAAUUAGCAAAUAUUUCGAUAUUAACAUUUUCAAGUGUAAAUUUAACAAAAGCUUAUUUGAUUUAUUUCCAAUCAAAUGAUAUAAAGUGGACAAAAAAUUAAAUAAUUGAAAGUAUAUAUCAAAAAGAAAAGUGCUGAAUACAGAGUCAGAAAAUCAGACCUUACUGAAAUUUCUUAAGAUUAUAAUAAUUUUAAUUAAAAUGGCAAAUAGGACGAGAUAUAUUCCAGCUUUAUUUGCAUGGCUUCUGCUGUUGGGUGCAACAUUUCUAUUCUUUUAUUAUCCAUGUCGAUAUUAUUGGCCCAAACAUCCAUAUGUUCCAGCCAUUCAAGGAAUCCUUACAUUCUUCGUCAUUGCCAAUUUUUCUCUGGCUACUUUUAUGGAUCCAGGAGUCAUUCCCAAAGCACCACCUGACGAGGACAGAGAAGAUGAAUUUCGAGCUCCAUUGUACAAAAAUGCAGAAAUAAAUGGAAUCACUGUUCGAAUGAAAUGGUGCGUGACAUGUAAAUUUUAUCGUCCACCAAGAUGCUCUCAUUGUUCUGUUUGUAAUCAUUGUAUUGAGAGCUUCGAUCAUCAUUGUCCGUGGGUUUCAAAUUGCAUCGGUCGUCGAAAUUAUAGAUUUUUCUUCUUUUUCCUCAUCACACUUUCCAUUCACAUGUUGUGCAUUUUUACUUUUUGUUUACUCUACGUCCUUAAUAGCAAGGACAAGCUGAAUCAAACGCAACCCAUUGUCGCAAUGGGCUUGAUGGCUCUAAUUUCCAUAUUAGCUAUUCCAAUAUUUGGUUUAACAGGCUUUCAUAUGGUGUUAGUGUCACGAGGUCGAACGACUAAUGAACAAGUGACUGGCAAGUUUAAAGGUGGUUAUAAUCCAUUUUCACGUGGCUGUUGGAACAACUGCUGCUUUACAUUAUGUGGACCACAAUAUCCAUCUCUUAAAGAUUCGAAGAAACACAAUUCGAGGCGAUCAAAUAAGAAUAAUCAACAAAUUAGUAUCAUAACGAGUGAUAGCACAGCAAUAAAUGCUCAUCCAGCUCAGAUUCAAAUGCAACAACAACAGCAGCCACAUUACGAUAAUCGUAUGAAUACGCAAGUAAAAACAUAUACGGAUCAUGGAAAUGGUCAUAGUGUUAUGCGAACAGGAAAUUCAAGUCAUUACAGUAAGCUUUCACCGGGUCGUGAACAUGAUAUCGAUAUGAUGGAACCACAAGCAUCACAGUCACAGGAUUGUGAACCAACACCGCCUUUGCAGAGACAUGGCUCAAAAAAUAACUUUUUCCCGCCUCAAAUGGAUGUUAAUGAUCCAACGAGACAGCAGCAGAAUGUGAGAAUGUAUGGUCAAGCAAGAUACAGUCCGCAUCCGAGACAUAGGACGUAUGCACCUGAUGUGUUAUCGCCCGAAAAUCCAAUUCAACCGAACCCCAUGCAACCGAGAAUGGGGACUGCAAAUCUAACUGGAUCAGCUGCGACACCGACGAUGCAGCAGAGAAUAAAGAGUAUAGGAAUUGCAACUCCAUUAGCAGUUCAGAGUCCCGUUCGAAGAUCAAAUCCCGGAACUCCAACUCAAAUUCGUCGUCCUGAUUUCAUUUAUGUUGCAAAUCAGCAACAGCCUGGAUUAACGUAUUACGAUUUUCCAAUGCAUCAACAGCAACAGAAUCAAUUGAUGAUGAUGAGUCAACAACCAUCCCAGACUGGUCUUCCUUUAUAUUCGAACGGCAGUCCACAACGAAGAUUUUUAUCAGAAGGUGAAUUAUUAUCACGAACGACAAGUAAUGGAUUAAGUAUAGGAAAUGAAUUAUCAUAUGUGAACAGAAAUAAUAAUACAGUUGAUAAUAUUCGUGAAUUAGCUGGCAGUCCACAACGAGGUGUAUAUAAUUGGAAAGAUAAUUCACCUCCAGGUCAACAGCAGCAACAACAGCAAGUUCAAGCGAAUCAGCUACAAAUGAAUAUGAAUAAUAUGAAUGUUAUGAGUAAUAAUUUAGUAAUGGGACGACCACCAUUGCCAGCAAAUCCUCAACAGCAAUAUAUACAGAAUCAAAAUAUGAUUCCUGUGACAACAGUUCAAUCACAGCCCAAUAUUCAGCAGCAGCCAAAUAUUCGCCAAAGUAAUGUCAGUAAUAUAAUUAAUAAUAUUGUAGCGAAUAGUUCAAAUACAACUGGAUAUCAUCCAGCGAUAAGAGGUGGCGUGCAAGUCUUCCCACCUCAAAUAAAUGCAUCGCCGCAGGUGAAAAGAAAACAAACACCUACGAGACCAAUAUCAUUCGUGCGUGCAUUAGAAAUGGCAAAUUCAAUUGAAAUGACAAAUGUCCAACAACAACAGCAACAACAAAAUCUUCAGCCCAACGAUCAACUAGAAUUAAAUAAAUCAAAUGAGAAUCCAAAUAUUCAACAUCAGCAGCAAAUUGCUGAUCGCGGUAGUGUAUAUGAUAUGGGUGUUAAUUAUGAGAUAUCUGUGUGAUCCGAACAACCAGCCAAUACUGGCAUUGGUGAAUAUGAAAGAUACAGAUUGAUAAAUAUUCGUCGAGAUAGUUUAGAUAAAUAUUGAAAUGUGGGAGACAUUUUUUUAAAAUCAUUAAGAUCAUAACAGCACAUCCAACAAAGUGAAUUGAAAUGAUGUCAUAGUGACUUUCCAAGAAUAUUACUGAUAAAGAUUUUUUUUUUGUAAUAGUUAAUUUAACUUCCAUUCACCUUAUUUUUAAAAUAAAUAUGUGUACAGUGUUAACAAUUUCUUUUUAAAAAAGGCAAGAAAAUAUUAUACGAAAA